This is a messenger RNA of Elephantulus edwardii (Cape elephant shrew), 1655 nucleotides long. It is a transcript of the gene FGR, whose product is annotated as feline Gardner-Rasheed sarcoma viral oncogene homolog. Gene Ontology annotation, biological process: cell surface receptor protein tyrosine kinase signaling pathway; innate immune response; integrin-mediated signaling pathway. The record is from RefSeq and is a predicted model, not a curated record. Gene Ontology annotation, molecular function: ATP binding; non-membrane spanning protein tyrosine kinase activity; signaling receptor binding. The transcript is spliced from 12 exons. Lineage: Eukaryota; Metazoa; Chordata; Mammalia; Macroscelidea; Macroscelididae. Gene Ontology annotation, cellular component: extrinsic component of cytoplasmic side of plasma membrane. Bases 78 to 1655 code for a protein of 525 amino acids.
GUCUCCGGCCCCUCCCAAAGACCAUGCCACAGUCUCGCUGAACCAGGAGCUGGGGCCUGAAGGGCAGGGUGCCUGGAAUGGGCUGUGUGUUCUGCAAGAAGGUGGAGCUGGGGGCCAAGGAGGAUGCUGAUCUAGGAGACUUCACAGGCUAUGGGGCCUCGGACCGCUAUGGCCCAGACCCCACUCAGGCCCGGUCUGCAUCCUCCUCUGCCCAUGUCCCCAACUACAACUUCUCACCUCCACCUACCAGCCCCGCCUUCCUGGAUGUUGGUACCAUCAGGGGCAUCUCAGGGACUGGGGUGACCCUGUUCAUCGCCCUGUAUGACUAUGAGGCCCGGACAGAGGAGGACCUCACCUUCACCAAGGGCGAGAAGUUCCACAUCCUGAAUAAUACUGAAGGUGACUGGUGGGAGGCUCGUUCCCUUGUUUCCGGACAGACUGGCUACAUUCCCAGCAACUACGUGGCCCCUGUGGACUCCAUCCAAGCUGAAGAGUGGUACUUCGGAAAGAUUGGGCGGAAGGAUGCAGAGAGACAGCUGCUUUCUUCAGGCAAUCCUCGGGGGGCCUUUCUCAUUCGGGAGAGUGAGACCACCAAAGGCGCCUACUCCCUGUCCAUCCGAGACUGGGAUGAGAACAAAGGCGACCACAUAAAGCAUUACAAGAUCCGCAAGCUGGACACUGGCGGCUACUACAUAACCACGCGGGCCCAAUUCGACACAGUACAGGAGCUGGUGCAGCACUAUGUUGAAGUGAACGAUGGACUGUGUCACCUGCUCACAGCGGCCUGUACCACCAUGAAGCCCCAGACACUGGGCUUGGCCAAGGACGCCUGGGAAAUCAGCCGCAGCUCCAUUGCUCUCGAGCGCCGGCUGGGUACCGGAUGCUUUGGGGAUGUGUGGUUGGGCACGUGGAAUGGCAGCACUAAAGUGGCAGUGAAGACUCUGAAGCCCGGCACCAUGUCCCCGAAGGCCUUCCUGGAGGAGGCGCAGAUCAUGAAGCUACUGCGGCACGACAAGCUGGUGCAGCUGUACGCGGUGGUGUCAGAGGAGCCCAUCUACAUCGUCACCGAGUUCAUGUGCUACGGUAGCUUGCUGGAAUUCCUCAAGGACCAGGAAGGCCAGAAUUUGAAGCUGCCACACCUGGUGGACAUGGCAGCCCAGAUAGCAGAGGGCAUGGCCUACAUGGAACGCAUGAACUAUAUCCACCGGGACUUGAGGGCAGCCAACAUCCUGGUUGGGGAGCGUCUGGUGUGCAAGAUUGCUGACUUUGGGCUGGCCCGCCUCAUCGAGGAUGAUGAGUACAACCCCCGGCAAGGGGCCAAGUUCCCCAUCAAGUGGACAGCCCCAGAGGCUGCCCUGUAUGGCAGAUUCACCAUCAAGUCAGACGUGUGGUCCUUUGGGAUCCUGCUCACUGAACUCAUCAGCAAGGGCCGAGUACCCUACCCAGGCAUGAAUAACCGGGAAGUACUGGAACAAGUGGAGCAUGGCUACCACAUGCCAUGCCCUCACGGCUGCCCAGUGUCCCUGUAUGAGGCCAUGGAGCAGACCUGGCGUCUGGACCCCGAGGAGAGACCUACCUUUGAGUACCUGCAGUCCUUCCUGGAGGACUACUUCACCUCCACAGAACCCCAGUACCAGCCUGGAGAUCAGACAUAG